Messenger RNA from Triticum turgidum subsp. durum (durum wheat), 564 nucleotides. NCBI's taxonomy places the organism in Eukaryota, Viridiplantae, Streptophyta, Magnoliopsida, Poales, Poaceae. The record is from the annotation of a GenBank genome assembly.
AUGGGGACGCGUUCGGAGGAGCUCGCUGCCAGGUUGGCGGCCGGGGGCCCCGGCGGCGUCGGCGGACCAGCAGGAGGAGGAUGCGGGGAGGGGCAGCACGAGCGGGUGGUCGUGCUCCGCGAGAUCAAGAACCAGACCUUCGGGAACCAGACCAAGAAGCUCCUCUACCUCCGCCUGGGUGCCGUGUUAGCGGACGUCACGGCGCGUCACCAGCCAUGCUCGUCCAUGAGCGGCCGCGGCGGAGUACUUUGCUUGCGGCGUAGACGAUGGCGCGCAUGCCGUGCUUGCUGCUGGAGCCGUGGGGCACCUCCUCGCCCACCCCGACAACAAGUACCAUCCUUCUUCCGCGAUGCUGCAGCAUGCCAGGAUUCGCAGUGGCACCGCCGCAGCCAGCAAGGACACAAGCUCACGAGGAUUGUUGCCGCUUCGGAGGACAUGGGAGCUGACAUAGCCAGCGAGUACGUGAGCGCACGUAGGCACCAUCGCUUUCGAGGAUGCGAGAGCCAUCUCAGCUUGAGAGAAUGCGCAUACCAUCUCCAGUGUGUGCAACAAGUGUUCCUCUAA